AAAAUUAUUAUUAUAACAAAAGUUUAUAUAACCAAUUUUGAAAUAUAAAUUUAAUUAAUAUCACCAAUAAAAUAUAAAUCUUGAUUAUAAAUAGAUAAAUUAAUAUUAAUAUAUAAAAAGUAUAAUGUCGGAUUCAGAUUUACCAAAUGCAAUUGUAAAUAGAAUUAUAAAGUCAUCUUUACCUGAAAAUGUUGCAAUUGCAAAGGAUUCAAAAUUAGCAAUUUCGAAAGCAGCCAAAAUAUGGAUUCAUUAUUUAACAGCUGCUAGUAUAGAUUUUAGUCAAAAUGCAGGUAGAUCAACAUUAUUACCAAAAGAUGUUCUUCAGGCAUUGGAAGAAUUGGAUUUUGAAUCCUUCAAAGCCCCAUUAGAAGAAUUUUUUAGCAACUAUAAAAUAAAAGAAAAAGAAAAAGAAAAAAAGAAAGAAGAGGAGAAAAAAGAGAGGGAAAAAGAGAAUAAAGAUAAAGAAAAUAAAGAUAAAGAUGAUAAUGAUAAAGACGACGACGAAAAUGAAGACGAAAAAAAUAACGAUAAAGAUGGCAGUGAUGAUAAAUAAAAUUUGUAUAGAAAAAAAAAAAAACAGUUCAAUAAAACAAAAAUAGAAAAAUAUCC
Molecule: messenger RNA, 609 nt
Organism: Dictyostelium purpureum
Lineage: Eukaryota; Evosea; Eumycetozoa; Dictyosteliales; Dictyosteliaceae
Exons: 2
Coding region: 125-553 (142 amino acids)
Biological process (GO): leading strand elongation; DNA damage response; heterochromatin formation
Cellular component (GO): epsilon DNA polymerase complex; CHRAC
Molecular function (GO): chromatin DNA binding; protein heterodimerization activity
Source: RefSeq, a predicted model, not a curated record